This is a messenger RNA of Rubroshorea leprosula, 713 nucleotides long. Lineage: Eukaryota; Viridiplantae; Streptophyta; Magnoliopsida; Malvales; Dipterocarpaceae. The record is from the annotation of a GenBank genome assembly.
GAAAUUAUUAAUUCAACCAUUAUUCAGAAAUGUUAAUGUUUAAUAAAGAGACGAGGAUUAAGUUUUAAUAAAGAGACGAGGAUUAAGUUAAACUGUCAUCUUACAACCUCACUCAUUGACAUGUUUUCAAAGCGUGGAGAUUUAGAGAAGGCACCUGAGGUAUUUUAUUCAGCAGAGAAGGGAGAUGUGUCUGUUUGGAGGGCAAUGAUUGCUGGUUUGGCAAUGCAUGUACGCGUUAGGGCUGCAAUAGAUUUAUUCUUUAAAAUGCAAGAAGCCAAGGUCAAGCCUAAUUCUGCAACUUUUACCAAUCUAUUAUGUGCUUGUAGUCAGACAGGUUUGGUGCAGGAGGGCCAGUUAUUUUUCAAUCAGAUGGAGCCAAUUUAUGGGGUUCCACCUGAAAGCCAACACUAUGCAUGCCUGGUGAAUUUACUUGGUCGUGCAGGCCUUUUGACAGAAGCUGUUGAAGUUAUAGAGAAAAUGCCUAUAGUUCCUGGUGAUUCUGUUCGGGGAGCUCCACUUGGAGCCUGUAAAAUUCAUGGGAAUGUUGAAAUUGCAGAACAGGCUUAUAGCCGUUUGCUUGAGUUGGACCCUGAAAAUCAUGCCCCAUAUGUGCUCUUAUCUAAUGUUUAUGCCAAAAUGGGGAAAUGGGACAGUAUUUCUAAAUUAAGGAAGCAUAUGUGAGUCUCUAAACUAGAUAAAGAAUGAGGUUGUAG